Messenger RNA from Zasmidium cellare ATCC 36951, 945 nucleotides. RefSeq lists its product as uncharacterized. NCBI's taxonomy places the organism in Eukaryota, Fungi, Ascomycota, Dothideomycetes, Mycosphaerellales, Mycosphaerellaceae. The transcript is spliced from 3 exons. Gene Ontology annotation, biological process: mitochondrial citrate transmembrane transport; alpha-ketoglutarate transport. Bases 1 to 945 code for a protein of 314 amino acids. The record is from RefSeq and is a predicted model, not a curated record. Gene Ontology annotation, molecular function: tricarboxylate secondary active transmembrane transporter activity. Gene Ontology annotation, cellular component: mitochondrion.
AUGUCCGCCGCCGCACCUGCCCAGAAGCUUGAGAAGAAGCCCGUCAAGUUCAGCAAUUUGCUGCUUGGCGCUGGCAUGAACAUGUUCGAGGUCACAACCCUCGGCCAGCCGCUGGAGGUCAUGAAGACCACCAUGGCUGCCAAUCGUCAGGACGGCAUGGCAGGCGCGAUUGCUCGCAUCUGGAGCCGUGGUGGCUUCUUUGGCUCAUACACAGUCUACCAGGGUCUCAUCCCAUGGGCCUGGAUCGAAGCCUCCACCAAGGGCGCUGUGCUCCUGUUCGUUGCCUCCGAAGGUGAAUACUACGCCAAGACCUUUGGCGCGGGCAACUUCUCCGCUGGUCUCAUCGGUGGUAUGACCGGUGGUCUCGCGCAGGCAUACGCUACGAUGGGUUUCUGCACGUGCAUGAAGACCGUCGAGAUGACCAAGCACAAGGCUGCCGAGGCAGGCAAGAAGCCCCCGGGCACGAUUGAGAGCUUCAUGGCCAUCUACCGCGCUGAGGGUAUCCGUGGUAUCAACAAGGGUGUCAACGCUGUGGCUGUGAGACAGGUCACCAACUGGGGCUCUCGUUUCGGUCUCAGCAGAAUCGCUGAGAACGGAAUCCGCAGCGUCACGGGCAAGACCGACCCCAAGGAGAAGCUGACUGCUCCAGAGCGCAUCCUCGCCUCUGCCCUUGGUGGUGGUCUCAGCGCGUGGAACCAGCCCAUCGAGGUCGUACGUGUAGAGAUGCAGUCGAAGAAGGACGACCCCAACCGACCCAAGAAGAUGACUGUCGGCAACACCUUCGGCUACAUUUACAAGAACGGCGGUAUCCGUGCCCUCUACCGUGGUGUGGCUCCCCGUAUCGGUCUGAGUGUCUGGCAGACCGUGUGCAUGGUGGCUCUGGCAGAUAUCGCCAAGGAAGCCGUCGAGAAGGUCACCGGCGAGACCGUGACGGCAAAGCACUAG